Messenger RNA from Herpailurus yagouaroundi (jaguarundi), 3994 nucleotides. It is a transcript of the gene PALB2, whose product is annotated as partner and localizer of BRCA2. Lineage: Eukaryota; Metazoa; Chordata; Mammalia; Carnivora; Felidae. Gene Ontology annotation, cellular component: nucleoplasm. The record is from RefSeq and is a predicted model, not a curated record. Gene Ontology annotation, molecular function: protein binding; DNA binding. The coding region runs from base 179 to 3709 and encodes 1176 amino acids. The transcript has 13 exons. Gene Ontology annotation, biological process: double-strand break repair via homologous recombination.
AAUUGGCUGUGGGUGAGGGCGCGCCAAGCCCGCAUGUGCCACCUGGUAGUGCCCUGGGGAAGAUCCCGGGCGCAGAGUUUCCUUCCCGGGUGCCUCCGGGGCCCAAGGCCUGCCGGCAUCCUCGUGUCUGCAGGCCCGGGGCCGGCGACGGCUGUUCCUUCCGUUCGGCCGCGGCCCGAUGGAAGAGCCUCCCGGGAAACCUCUCAGCUAUGAGGAAAAGGAAAAGUUGAAGGAAAAGUUAGCAUUCUUGAAAAGGGAAUACAGCAAGACGCUGGCCCGCCUCCAGCGUGCCCAAAGAGCUGAGAAGGUUAAGAAUUCUGUUAAGAAAACAGCAGAAGAACAUGAUUGCUUGUUCCAGCAGGACAUUUCACCACAGCUAAACCACUCAGAAUCUAAAAAUAAAGUAUCUCCUUGUGAGACAUUACAAAUCAGCACCCAUCUGGAUGAAGAAACUGGAGAAAAGACACCUAUCACACUUGGCAUUGAGCCUGAGUCCUUCAACCUUGGACAUGGCCCCGUGGAACAAUUACAUAUACAAAGUGAUAUCCAAGAACAUUUUCCCUACCAGGUCAGUGGUCCUAGUGGUGAGAAAAGGCAGAGUAAGUUGCCAGAGAGAAGAAAGCAGCAGCAGAGAACAUUAACUUCACAAGCGAGAGAAUCUUUCUUUGACACGGAUUCACUCAUACUCUCUGGAAAAAGACUAAAAGAACUGGAAGAAAUCAAUAGAGAGAAUCCUAGAACACCUGUAACUAGAAGAACUUACCUUUCAAGUUCUACGUGUGACAUUCUGGAUUCUCCAGCACCAGUGACAGAAACUAACGUAAGGGGUGUAUUAACUCCACCAACUGCCAAACCACAAAGAGUUGUUGAUGCACUCGUAAGAGGAAAUCAUUUCCCCACAGUGUCUACACUUGCUUCAUUUACUCCAUCAAAUAACAGUAGUGGUCAGCACCUUGAACAUAAGCCUCCUAAAGGCGACUGUGAACUCAUUACUCAUGGUUUAAAAAACAUUAUCCCUGCUUCACCUGUAAACCUAGAGGCACAAGACCAAAAAAUGACUGUCUCUACAGAUAACCCAGAAGUAAAUAAAGCUGUAAGUGCAAGUGGCCAGCUGCCUAGAAGUCCUGACUUAGAGACAGAUAAUUUGUGCUCUGUGAAUGAAUUCGCUUACAAUAACUUAUCAGCAAAUGGAAACCAAAAUUUAAAAGGACAGAAUCACACAGAGGAGUGUUUAAAAUCUCCCCAUAACACUCUUGAUGAUAGAAAUGAAAGUCCUCAGGAAAAAGAGGUUGUAAGUCAAUCUAAGAGUCUUAGCCCAGAAGUAAUCUCUCCUGCUUCUGCAGAAAAUCAAACACAUUCUUGCACAAUGCUUGAAGGCCUUCCAUUUCCCGCAGAAUAUUAUGUUAGAACAACACGACGCAUGUCAAGUUACCAGAGAAAAGUAGCCCUGGAAGUUGUAAUUCAAAAUCAUUUGGGUGUCAAAAAGAAAGGGUAUAAAAAUAAAAGUAAGGAGGCAACUAAAAAUUUAAACCUUCCCAGUGAAGAAACUGACCAGAGUGGAAUUAGGACCUCUGACACAUGCACAAGACAACCAAGUUCAGGAAAUCCUCAGAAACGUCCCUCUUUAACUGAAGUCAACUCUCCCACUGGGCCCCCUAAAGAUAACCUUUCCAGGAAGGCAGUUAUCCAGCCAUCUGGUAGGAGACACGGAAGAAAAACAAAGUCAAUCUGCACCCCUGUAUUAGAUGAUGGUGAACUCCUUUUGCCAACUUUUGGCACAUCAGGUGUUAAUAGAUCCAAGGAAGAGGUUGCCUUGAACAAAGAGCAGAAUGGAAAGGCAAUUAUUCAUGGGAAGAAAGAUGAUCGUCAAAAAGAGGACUCCCUUUCUUCCAGAAAUAAUGCUUAUUUGGCUUUGGAUUCUGCUGCAUUCAGGACUUCAUUUCCUAAGAAUGAGAUGCUAAGUUUAAAGCAACUGUCCUCUGUUCUCAAAACCACAGAUUUUCAGUUACCUGAUGAAGACUUUGGACCUCUUAAGCUUAAGAAACUGAAGUCCCAAUCAGAAAAAUCAGUGGAGCCUUUUGUAUCAAAAAUGUAUGGGGAUAAGCUCCUUAAGGAGGGAAACUGUGUUGUUUUGGAAGAAAUGACACCUACACAAAUUGAUAUUGAAAUGGAGGACUUGGAAGAGGAAAUUCUUGUUCUCCCAGGAAAAGCACAACCUAAAACACCAAACCCAACAAGCCAGCCUCAGAAGAAGGGCCUUUCUUCAUCCAUAGUACUUUUCACUCCUUUUAAUACCGUCACCCCUGAGGAUAAUGACAGACUGACGGCAGAUGUGUGUUCGCCCGCCUUCCCCAUCCUAGGCACUACUCCAGCUUUCAGCUCCCAAGCACGCUGUGAAAGAGUGUCCACGGAGGUGGUUGGAUCAACUUGCUCUGUACCCCAACUUCCUCACUUGAAAGACUAUGAUCGGAAGCAAGGCGACGGUUGGGCCAGCCCCUCAAAAUCAGAUGGCAGCCCGGUUGUGUCAGGUCGGGAAGGACAGCCUUCCUGUGACAGUGAUUCUGGUUCCCAAGCAAAACUUCUUCCCACUGAGUCAGUCACUUCCGAAGAAAAUCAGCUGUGUGGAAAUAUGCACGUGGAGUCGUGGAAACAGUCCACUGAGCAGACUGAAGUAGCAGACCUUCCUGCUUGUAAUGGCUUAAUCCCAGGCCACCUACAAUUGGUUUCGAAGUUAAAGAAUCCUUCUGGUUCCUGUUCUGUGGACGUGAGUGCCAUGUGGUGGGAAAUAGCCGGUUUCAAAGAGCCAUGUAUCAUAACUGCCUGUGAAUACGUAGUUUCUCUUUGGAAACCUCUAGAUACUUGGCAGUGGGAAAAACUUUAUUCCUGGCACUUUACAGAGGUUCCAGUGUUACAGAUAGUUCCAGUGCCUGAUGUUUGUAACCUCGUAUGCGUGGCUUUGGGAAAUUUGGAAAUCAGGGAAAUCAGAUCAUUACUUUGUUCCUCUGAUGGUGGAUGUGAAAAGCAAGUGCUACUGAGUUCUGGAAAUAUAAAAGCUGUGCUUGGCCUGACAGAGAGGAGGCUAGUCAGUAGCAGUGGGACCCUUUGUGACCAACGAGUAGAAAUCAUGACAUUUGCAGAAGAUGGAAGAAGCAAAGAAAAACAAUUUUUGAUGUCCCCUGAAGAGACCGUACUAACUUUUGCUGAGGUGCAAGGGGUGCAGGAAGCUCUGCUUGGUACCACUGUAAUGAACAACAUUGUUAUUUGGAAUUUAAAAACUGGUCAGCUCCUGAAAAAGAUGCACAUUGGUGAUUCCUACCAAGCUUCAGUCUGUCACAAAGCCUAUUCUGAAAUGGGGCUCCUGUUUGUUGUCCUGAGCCAUCCUUGUGCCAAAGAGAGUGAGCCGUUGGGAAGCCCCGUGUUUCAGCUGAUUGUGAUUAACCCUAAGACAACCCUGAGUGUGGGUGUGAUGCUCUACUGUCUUCCCCAAGGGCAGGCUGGAAGGUUCCUGGAAGGUGAUGUGAAAGAUCAUUUUGCAGCGGCAGUAUUGACUUCUGGAACAAUCGCCAUCUGGGACUUACUUCUGGGUCAUUGUACUGCCCUCCUCCCACCUGUCUCUGACCAACAUUGGUCUUUCGUUAAAUGGUCAGGUACACAUUCUCAUUUGUUGGCCGGACAAAAAGAUGGAAAUAUAUUUGUGUACCGCAACUAAUUAGAUGAAAACACAGUGCUCUGGAUUUUUUGACCACUUAGUACUUUUUAGAGUUGUAACUGUAAAGAAUAUCUGGAUGACAUUUAAAAUAACUACUUGUAUUCCAUUAAGGCACAUUUUUUUAAUUCUGAAUGUAAGUGGCACUACUGAUCUUGAAUGUUCAUUUAUACUUACUUUGGGAGAAGGGAUCUUAGAUUGAUUUUUGUAAUUCUUCACAUCCGCACAUUUGCUUUUAAAGGUGUACAUAAAGCUUCAGUAUUAAUAAAUAUUUAUUUUGAUACCUUC